UUAAAGGUUUUGCUUCCCUUUCUGCAAAUUUGACAGAGCUGUCGACCCAUUUAUUUUCUGCUGCUUCUUUCUCUUUUUCUUCCCUUAUUACAGGCUCCCUUUAUUGAUGGUGCUUUGUCUCUCCUUUUUCUUCUGCAACGAGAACAACUAAACCCUUUUUUCAAUCUCAUUCCUUUGUUUGUUCGAAUUCUCUCUAAAAUAUAAGCGAAAAAGCCAUGUCAGGUCUGUACAAUCCCAACUUCUCACCCGCAAGGGCUGCUUCACCACAGAUUAGAAGCACCCCAGAUGUUGACAGUCAGUACUUGUCAGAACUGCUUGCAGAGCAUCAAAAGCUUGGACCGUUCAUGCAAGUUCUUCCGAUAUGUAGCCGACUAUUAAAUCAAGAGAUAUUACGGGUUUCUGGAAUGAUGUCCAACCAAGGUUUUGGUGACUUUGACAGACUUCGGCAUAGAAGCCCCAGUCCCAUGGCUUCUUCAAACAUCAUGUCAAGUGUCACUGGGACGGGAUUAGGUGGCUGGAAUGGCCUUCCUCCGGAGAGAUUAAGUGGACCCCCCGGAAUGACAAUGGACUGGCAAGGUGCACCUGCAAGCCCUAGCUCAUACACUGUCAAGAGGAUUUUGCGUUUGGAAAUUCCAGUUGAUACCUACCCAAAUUUCAACUUUGUUGGGCGGCUUCUUGGCCCUAGAGGCAAUUCCUUGAAACGGGUGGAAGCUACAACAGGCUGCCGUGUAUACAUUAGAGGGAAAGGCUCAAUCAAGGAUCCAGACAAGGAAGAAAAGCUAAGGGGAAGACCGGGCUAUGAGCACCUGAAUGAACCACUCCACAUUUUAAUUGAGGCUGAUUUACCUGCCAGUGUUGUUGAUAUAAGGUUGAGGCAGGCACAGGAAAUUAUUGAAGAAUUACUCAAACCUGUGGACGAGUCCCAGGAUUUUAUUAAGAGGCAGCAGUUGCGUGAAUUAGCUAUGCUAAAUUCAAAUUUCAGAGAAGAGAGUCCUGGGCCAAGUGGUAGUGUGUCCCCUUUCAAUUCAAGUGGCAUGAAACGUGCAAAAACAGGACGCUGAGUGUUCAUAUUAUUCUAGGCUGAAAUGUUCCGUUCCAGAAAUUCUUGCUGAAAUAUCUUGUGCUACCUUUCACUUCAGCACAGCUACAAGAAUAGGCUAACAGUUCCUGGUGGGUGAGCGUUCUGGUGAUUUUUUUUUUUUUUUUUCCUUCUCCUUUUCUUUAUUGAACAGAAAGACAAAAAAACAAAAAAAAUAUAAUGCAAAAGAAAAAAAAAAAAGGUUAUAUAAUUGAGUUUAGGUUUGUUGAGGUCAGUUUAUGCAGUAAACAUUAUUAUACAUUCAUUGGAUUUAUUCUUGUGUUAGUGACAUUUGAGAAGUGUGGAAAAUAUAAUAUAUUAGGCCUUAAAGACAAUGGAUCAAA
This is a messenger RNA of Juglans regia (Persian walnut), 1422 nucleotides long. Its product is annotated as KH domain-containing protein At2g38610. Gene Ontology annotation, molecular function: mRNA binding. Bases 216 to 1061 code for a protein of 281 amino acids. Gene Ontology annotation, cellular component: nucleus. The transcript has 7 exons. Gene Ontology annotation, biological process: regulation of mRNA splicing, via spliceosome. The record is from RefSeq and is a predicted model, not a curated record. Lineage: Eukaryota; Viridiplantae; Streptophyta; Magnoliopsida; Fagales; Juglandaceae.